This is a messenger RNA of Magnolia sinica, 4769 nucleotides long. Its product is annotated as pleiotropic drug resistance protein 1-like. Gene Ontology annotation, molecular function: ABC-type transporter activity; ATP hydrolysis activity; ATP binding. Gene Ontology annotation, cellular component: membrane. The coding region runs from base 258 to 4628 and encodes 1456 amino acids. The record is from RefSeq and is a predicted model, not a curated record. Lineage: Eukaryota; Viridiplantae; Streptophyta; Magnoliopsida; Magnoliales; Magnoliaceae. The transcript is spliced from 25 exons.
CUCAUUUCAAUCCAUCAAGCUCCUUUUACCACCUCUUAACAGCAAAGAACCUUGGAUCUGUCUGUCUGUAUAGUAAAAGAAAGAAGCGAAUAAUCUUCUUCUCAGUUUCUCGAGCUCCAAACAACAAGAUUCAAUAUUCUUAACCUGAAUAUCCAAGAACCUGUCUGGGUUUUGUUGGAAUUUUUCUCCAAUUCAUCAAGACACAUCAGCUUCAUCUUGACGACAGAAAGAGCGUGGCAUCUCUGUCAGCAAAGAAAAUGGAAACACGAGAACAAAUCCGUCAAUUUAGCAGUAGCAUACGUAGAAACAGUUCCUCAAUAUGGAGGAACACAACGCCUGAUGUUUUCUCAAGAUCGCACCAUGAGGAGGACGACGAAGAAGCUCUGAAAUGGGCUGCUCUAGAGAAACUGCCGACUUACAACCGUUUGAGAAGAGGUAUCCUAGCUGUAGCUCCAGGGGACCUCAGGGAAGUCGAUAUUCAGAGUCUUGGAUAUCAGGAGAAGAAGAUUUUGUUAGAUAGAUUGAUUAAAGUUGCAGAGGAGGACAAUGAGAAGUUCCUGUUGAAGCUGAAGAACCGCAUUGAACAAGUUGGAAUUGAUCUUCCCACGAUUGAAGUUCGGUUUGAGCAUCUCACUAUUGAUGCAGAAGCUUAUGUGGGUAGUAGGGCCUUACCUACAGUGCUCAACUUCACUACCAAUAUUGUAGAGGGGUUCUUGAACUAUCUCCAUAUUCUUCCUAGUAAAAAGACACCAUUAUCAAUCCUUCAUGAUAUCAACGGUAUCAUCAAGCCUUGCAGAUUUACUUUGCUGUUAGGACCUCCAGCCUCGGGGAAGACCACUUUACUCUUAGCUUUGGCAGGGAAGCUUGAUUCAGAUCUCAAGGUUUCUGGGAGCGUAACUUACAACGGUCAUGAAAUGGAAGAGUUUGUGCCUCAGAGGACUUCUGCCUACAUCAGUCAAUAUGAUGUCCAUAUAGGGGAAAUGACUGUGAGAGAAACCUUGGCUUUCUCCGCAAGAUGUCAAGGAGUUGGAGCUGGUUAUGAAAUGUUGCAAGAGCUAUCGAGGAGAGAGAAGGAAGCGAAUAUUAAACCAGAUCCUGAUAUCGAUGUCUACAUGAAGGCAGCAGCACUACCAGGGAAAGAGGCUAGUGUAGUUACAGAUUAUAUUCUGAAGAUUUUGGGGCUGGAAAUCUGUGCUGAUAUCCUGGUAGGAGAUGAAAUGUUGAGGGGUAUCUCUGGGGGACAAAGGAAGCGUGUCACGACAGGGGAGAUGCUGGUUGGACCUGCAAGGGCAUUAUUCAUGGACGAGAUAUCCACUGGUCUGGAUAGCUCCACCACUUUCCAGAUUGUAAAUGCACUCAGGCAAUCAAUUCACAUUCUUAAUGGGACAGCCGUUAUUUCUCUGCUCCAGCCAGCACCAGAGACUUACGACCUCUUUGAUGACAUUAUUCUUCUCUCAGAGGGGCAUAUUGUGUAUCAGGGGCCCCGUGAACACGUGCUUGAGUUCUUUGAAUCCAUGGGUUUCAAAUGCCCUGCAAGAAAAGGCGUUGCAGAUUUCUUGCAGGAAGUGACAUCAAGGAAAGAUCAGCAGCAGUACUGGGUAAAUAAAGAUGAGCCUUACAGUUAUGUUCAUGUCAAGGCAUUCGCAGAGGCAUUCCAAUCAUUCCAUGUUGGUAAGAGAUUAGGAGACGAACUCGCCACACCAUUCGACAAGAGCAAGAGCCAUCCUGCUGCUCUGACAACUUCCAGAUACGGCACCAACAAGAAGGAACUACUGAAGGCCUGCACCUCAAGAGAAUAUCUGCUAAUGAAGAGGAACUCCUUUGUCUACAUCUUCAAGAUGAUGCAACUCCUAGCUAUUGCGCUCAUCGCAAUGACGGUAUUCCUGCGCACCAAGAUGCACCAUGAUACAAUAGCUGAUGGGGGAAUCUAUUUGGGUGCUAUAUUUUUAACACUCUUCACGUCCAUGUUCAACGGGUUUGCUGAGCUUUCCAUGGCCAUUUAUAAGCUUCCUGUUUUCUACAAGCAAAGAGACCUCCUUUUCUUUCCUGAAUGGGCCUACUCCCUACCUACAUGGAUCCUUAAGAUUCCAAUAUCGGUUGUGGAAGUUGCGAUCUGGGUUGGCCUCACUUAUUAUGUGAUAGGCUUUGAUCCAAAUGCUGGGAGGAUGUUUAGACAGUAUUUGCUCCUUCUAUUGCUUAACCAGAUGGCCUCUGCACUAUUUCGAGUCAUUGCUGCAUUUGGGAGGAUCAUGAUCAUUGCAAAUACAUUUGGAACUUAUGUAUUGCUUCUAAUAUUGGUGAUGGGCGGAUUCGUCUUGUCUCGAGAGGAUGUGAAGAAAUGGUGGAAAUGGGGUUAUUGGAGCUCACCCAUGAUGUACGCGCAAAAUGCAAUCGCUGUCAAUGAAUUUUUAGGGAAAAGUUGGAGACAUUUUCGUCCUGGUGCAACAGUACCAUUGGGAGUGGAAGUCUUGCAGUCCCGUGGAAUCUUUACUCAUGCAGAUUGGUACUGGAUUGGUCUAGGUGCACUGGUUGGUUAUAUAUUACUAUUCAAUGCUGUUUUUCCCAUAGUUCUUCAUUAUCUCAACCCAUUUGGGAAAGCACAAACAGUUUUAUCAGAAGAGGCCUUGAGAGAGAAACAUGCUAACAGAACAGGAGAACUUAUUGGGCUAACAACUGGAGGAGGGAGCUCUGCUGACCAUACAACACCAGAAUCGAGAAGUGAUGAAAUAAGGAGCAAUAUCUCAGAAGGGUCUAUGUCUUUGCAAGCAGAAGUUGCCAGUGCUGGUCAGAGCAAAAAGAAGGGAAUGGUUCUUCCAUUUGCACCUCUUUCUAUCGCCUUUGAUAAUAUCCGAUACUCUGUCGAUAUGCCACAGGAAAUGAAAGCUCAAGGUAUUCCAGAAGAUCGGUUGGAGCUCCUGAAAGGAAUGAGUGGAGCUUUCAGGCCAGGAGUUCUUACAGCCCUUAUGGGUGUUAGUGGUGCCGGUAAGACUACUCUAAUGGAUGUGUUGGCCGGAAGGAAGACCGGUGGAUAUAUAGAAGGAAACAUCACAAUAUCUGGCUAUCCCAAGAAGCAGGAAACGUUUGCUCGCAUAUCUGGUUACUGUGAACAGAAUGACAUCCACUCUCCUAAUGUCACAGUCUAUGAAUCUCUCAUCUACUCUGCGUGGCUUCGAUUGCCCACUGAAGUCGACUCAGCAACAAGAAAGAUGUUCAUCGAGGAGGUCAUGGAGCUUGUAGAGUUGGCAACAUUGAGAGGUUCACUAGUGGGAUUGCCUGGCAUCAAUGGGCUAUCGACCGAGCAGCGUAAGAGGAUGACCAUUGCUGUCGAGCUCGUUGCAAACCCCUCUAUAAUAUUCAUGGAUGAACCGACAUCCGGACUUGAUGCCAGAGCUGCAGCAAUUGUGAUGAGAACAGUGAGGAACACAGUCGACACUGGAAGGACAGUGGUGUGCACGAUUCACCAACCGAGCAUUGAUAUAUUCGAAGCUUUUGAUGAGCUUUUCCUAUUGAAGCGAGGAGGUGAAGAAAUAUAUGUAGGUCCACUGGGGCACAAUUCUUGCCACCUGAUCAAGUACUUUGAGGGAAUCAAUGGAAUCAGCAAGAUAAAAGAUGGUUAUAACCCUGCAACAUGGAUGCUGGAGGUGACAACACCAGCACAAGAAGAGGCUCUUGGGGUUAACUUCUGUGAAAUAUACAGGAACUCCGAACUAUAUAGGAGAAACAAAGCUUUGAUUAAGGAACUAUGUAAACCACCUCCCAGUUCAAGAGAUCUUUACUUCCCCACUAAGUACUCACGGCCCUUCUUCACACAGUGCAUGGCUUGCCUGUGGAAACAACAUUGGUCAUACUGGCGCAAUCCACCAUACACGGCAGUGAGAUUUUUGUUUACAAUCUUCAUAGCCCUGGGGUUCGGGACAAUAUUCUGGGAUCUUGGCACCAAAACAUCAAGGCAACAGGAUGUUUUUAAUGCAAUGGGCUCCAUGUAUGCUGCUGUUCUGUUCCUUGGGUUUCAAAAUGCCUCAUCUGUGCAGCCAGUCGUGUCUGUUGAACGAACAGUUUUCUACAGAGAGAGAGCUGCCGGAAUGUAUUCGGCUUUGGCGUAUGCAUUCGGGCAGGUCGUGAUCGAGAUUCCAUAUGUUAUGGUGCAAACCCUGGUGUAUGGGCUUAUUGUGUAUUCUAUGAUCGGAUUUGAGUGGACGGCUACCAAGUUCUUCUGGUAUCUGUUCCUCAUGUACUUCACAUUGUUGUACUACACAUACUUUGGGAUGAUGACAGUUGGCCUCACUCCCAAUCACAACAUUGCAGCCAUAAUUUCAGUCGCAUUCUAUUCACUAUGGAAUCUCUUCUCCGGCUUUCUAGUUCCACGAAUGAGGAUUCCUGUGUGGUGGAGAUGGUAUUAUUGGGCAUGCCCCAUCGCCUGGACCUUGUAUGGACAGAUUGCUUCACAAUUUGGUGAUGUAGAGGAUACAAUUGACACAGGUGUAACGGUUAAGGCAUUUGUUAAGAGUUAUUAUGGAUUCAGACAUGACUUCCUAGGAGUGGUUGCUGUUAUGGUCAUCGUGUUUGGCGUGGUGUUCGCAUUCAUCUUCGCAUUUUCAAUAAAAGUGCUCAAUUUCCAAAAAAGAUGAGGUUGUCAUGAGAGAAGUUGAUGAUGUCGACCACCUCCCAAGUGCAUUCAUUAUAUAAUGGAGUUUUAUUUUGUAAACUCAGGGAUGUGGCAUGGUGUCCUUGAGAACUAUUUGAAUAAAUUAUUGAUGUUUCUUUGUUGA